AUGCUGAAGGAGAGAAGGAUUUUGCCGGUUUCAAGCAACAGGGACAGGGUAUCGCCUUACCCGCUUCGGUCAUGUAGGAGCAAGAAACAAAAGGAGGCCGAGUCGCCUCUCGAGCCGGAGAGUGUGAGUGAAUGGGAGGACGUGAGGUGUGUGAUCUGCAUGGAGCCGCCGCACAAUGCAGUCCUCUUGCAAUGCUCUUCCUACUCCAAAGGAUGCCGUGCGUACAUGUGCGACACAAGCGCCCGUCACUCCAACUGCUUCAAGCAGUACCGCAGGAACAACAACAACAAGAGCAUGAGCCGCUGCAACGGCAAGACCCUGAACUGCCCGUACUGCAGAGGGGAGGUGUACGGGACGAUGAAGUCGACGUGCGCGAGGAGGUUCAUGAAUGCUAGACCGAGGAGCUGUGCGAUGGACAAGUGCGAUUUCUCCGGGAGCUACUCUCAGCUGAAAACCCACUUGAAAGCUGAGCAUCCCGGUUUCACACCGUCGAAGCUGGACCCUUGGGAGCAACACAUGUGGGAGCAGUUUGAAAGAGAGGCGGAGUACAUUGAGUUGAUCAAUGCUCGUCAGAGAUGGGAAGCGGAACAGAGUUUGUUGACCAACUCUCUCCAUCAGCUUCCUUACCAACAUCCCAUGAUCGAUCUCAACUUCGAUGCUUUCAUACACAACCUUUUCAUUGGUACAAGGAGCCAAGCGACUCCUGCCAAUUACCCGCCUCACAUGCCCCGGUUGGAGUUCCAUGAGCCCGUGUUUCCCCGAUGGACUCCGUGA
This is a messenger RNA of Thlaspi arvense, 774 nucleotides long. NCBI's taxonomy places the organism in Eukaryota, Viridiplantae, Streptophyta, Magnoliopsida, Brassicales, Brassicaceae. The record is from the annotation of a GenBank genome assembly.